Ochotona princeps (American pika) is the source of this 3564-nucleotide messenger RNA. RefSeq names its product zinc finger protein 384 (gene ZNF384). Gene Ontology annotation, biological process: regulation of transcription by RNA polymerase II. The transcript is spliced from 11 exons. Gene Ontology annotation, molecular function: DNA-binding transcription factor activity, RNA polymerase II-specific; RNA polymerase II cis-regulatory region sequence-specific DNA binding. Bases 713 to 2545 code for a protein of 610 amino acids. Lineage: Eukaryota; Metazoa; Chordata; Mammalia; Lagomorpha; Ochotonidae. Gene Ontology annotation, cellular component: nucleus. The record is from RefSeq and is a predicted model, not a curated record.
UCUGGUGGGUGGCAGAGUUCAGCUCCCUGGAGGGUCCCCAGGCAGGAGUCUUGGACGAAAAGGUCGUAGGGGGCGAGGCGACAUCAGUAGGAGGCUCCCGGGGGUUGUCUCAGGGGAAGGAUGGUUCUGGGGAGGGGGUCCGACAGUUGGGGUCUCCAGUAGGCACACCACUGUGCAGACUGAGGGAGGUACUUGUUGGCGCCAGGCCUGGGGAAGGCAGAGGGCGAAGUACCUGCAGAAGUGUCGCGGGUGCAGGCUGAAGGAAGUGGCUGGGCCUGAAGUGGCCCUGUGCCUGACAGUGGGGUGCACUGCAUCCCUCACCCCCCAAGCCCUCAGCUUGCCUCUGGUCACGGACCCUGCUGGUCCCCAGCUCUGGUGUCCUCUGACCCCUGCUUACCUGUGGCCCCAGGAAGGAAGAAGAACCUAUGUGUCAGUCACAGGCGGUGACAGCAGUGAUGUUGGUUCUGGGAACUGGCUGGAAUUCCCUUGUGUGCAGGCUUCUGUUACUCUCUGGUUGAAUUGUGGCUCAGGAGGUGCACCUGCCUUCCGGGCCCACUGCGAGCGGCAAACAAUCCCUGAGGUUCCUCCCAGCCCUCCCCGUGCCUGCACCCUGACUGGCCCCUGUAACCUGGAGAAUUUGUUUACAGAAAGUUGAGGAGCCCUGGAAAAGAGACGGCAUAAGACAACAGGAGGAAGAGAGAGAGAGGGUAGAAUGGAAGAAUCUCACUUCAAUUCUAACCCGUACUUCUGGCCUUCCAUCCCCACGGUCUCAGGACAGAUUGAGAACACCAUGUUCAUCAACAAGAUGAAGGACCAGCUGCUGCCGGAGAAGGGCUGCGGGCUGGCUCCUCCGCACUAUCCCACCCUGCUGACAGUGCCUGCCUCCGUGUCCUUGCCCUCGGGCAUCAGCAUGGACACAGAGUCCAAGUCAGAGCAGCUGGCCCCACAUAGCCAGGCGUCCGUUACCCAGAAUAUCACGGUGGUCCCCGUGCCGUCUACGGGGCUCAUGACUGCUGGAGUCUCCUGCUCUCAGAGGUGGAGAAGAGAAGGGAGUCAAUCAAGGGGUCCGGGUUUGGUAAUCACGUCCCCCUCAGGCUCUCUUGUGACCACAGCCUCGUCAGCUCAGACCUUCCCUAUCUCGGCUCCCAUGAUUGUGUCAGCUCUUCCCCCUGGCUCACAAGCCCUGCAGGUGGUCCCUGAUCUUGCCAAGAAGGUAGCCUCCACCCUCACCGAGGAAGGAGGGGGAGGUGGAGGGGGAGGCGGCAAUGUGGCUCCCAAGCCCUCCCGGGGCCGGAAGAAGAAGCGGAUGCUUGAGUCGGGACUGCCUGAGAUGAACGACCCUUACGUCCUCUCCCCCGAGGAUGACGACGACCAUCAGAAAGACGGCAAGACCUACAGGAGCGAAGGGAACUGCGGCACAGGAAAUGGACAGAGCCUUGGGCUCAUGGAUUCAGUUCCUGGCUCCACCACGAGCUUGCUGUGUGACCCUGGGUGCAGGAUGUGCUCCCUGACGUUCUACUCCAAGUCGGAGAUGCAGAUCCACUCCAAGUCACACACCGAGACCAAGCCCCACAAGUGCCCACAUUGUUCCAAGACCUUCGCCAACAGCUCCUACCUGGCCCAGCAUAUUCGUAUACACUCAGGGGCUAAACCCUACAGUUGUAACUUCUGUGAGAAAUCCUUCCGCCAGCUCUCUCACCUUCAGCAGCACACCCGGAUCCACUCCAAGAUGCACACGGAGACCAUCAAGCCUCACAAGUGCCCGCACUGCUCCAAGACCUUCGCCAACACCUCCUACCUGGCCCAGCACCUCCGUAUCCACUCGGGGGCCAAGCCCUACAACUGUUCCUACUGCCAGAAGGCCUUCCGCCAGCUCUCCCACCUCCAGCAGCACACACGAAUCCACACCGGUGAUAGACCGUACAAAUGUGCACACCCAGGCUGUGAGAAAGCCUUCACACAACUCUCCAACCUGCAGUCCCACAGGCGGCAACACAACAAAGACAAACCUUUCAAGUGCCACAACUGUCACCGGGCGUACACGGACGCAGCCUCACUGGAGGUGCACCUGUCUACGCACACGGUGAAGCAUGCCAAGGUCUACACCUGCACCAUCUGUAGUCGGGCCUACACAUCAGAAACAUACCUUAUGAAACAUAUGCGCAAACACAACCCUCCUGAUCUCCAGCAGCAAGUGCAAGCGGCGGCGGCAGCAGCAGCAGUGGCCCAAGCCCAGGCUCAGGCCCAAGCCCAGGCCCAAGCCCAAGCCCAGGCCCAGGCCCAGGCCCAGGCCCAGGCCCAGGCCCAGGCUUCCCAGGCUUCGCAGCAACAACAGCAGCAACAGCAGCAGCAGCAGCCACAACCACCACACUUUCAGUCCCCUGGGGCAGCCCCCCAGAGUGGGGGUGGUGGGGACAGCAACCCUAACCCUCCGCCCCAGUGCUCCUUUGACCUGACCCCCUAUAAGACGGCGGAGCAUCAUAAGGACAUCUGCCUCACGGUCACCACCAGCACCAUCCAGGUGGAGCACCUGGCCAGCUCUUAGAGAUCCGUGCUUCCACCCGCUGGGAGAGCAGGAAGGAGUUCUGGGCCCUUCCUUCUCCGACUCCUCCCAGUGGGGAAAAUCCUCCUCUUCUUGACAAGCCUUGGCUCCUCCCCUUGGGCCUCAGGUCCGGCUUUCCAUCACUGAGACGCCAUCCUUACUCUGAGCUCCUCUUGAGAAGGAACGUCAGUCUUCCUGACUGGCCAAGGACUCUGAGCUGACAGUGAACCCAGCAGCCUCCCCUCCCAAGCAAAGCUUCUAAACUGGGGGUUGGUGCUCACGGGAAGGAUCUGCUAUGACCUCAAAGAAACUGGCCCGUCACGGGACAUGCUCUCUCACCCUCCUCACCCUCAGAAUGUGGGCUGGUGUAGACUAGAGGCUGGCCCUCCCUGCUGACCAGGGUGCCCUAACUGUAGCCAGCCUCCUGUUCUACUCUUCCCGGCAAAGAGAACAGACGCUUCUCACAGGCCCUAUUCCCUCAAAGCCAUCCUUUGCCCUCCGUGACCUCACUGCACUUCCUACCUACCACUGGUAGAAGGAGAUGGGGCCAGGUGUGGCGGGGGGAUUAGACCACCUCUUCUUUGUAAGGGGGCAAGGGCUGGUCAAGGGUUGGCAUACAGAAGUGUGGGUUUGGAGUGUCCUUUGGAGCCUCUCCCCCUUCUCUGCCAGCCAAGGCCCUGUACGCUCAGUUUUCCCAUCCUUGACCCCCGGGGAACUGUGGGAGGUUGUGUUCUCAGACUCCAGAGGUGUUACAGAGAAGGGGAGAGCCAGGGCAAGCAAGGACUGGAUUUAGCCCCCUAGGUGCCACGGUCAGAUGCUGGACACGGAUUUAUAUAUAAAUAUAUAUAUAAAUAUAUAUAUACCCACUCAUCACGGCCAUCUUUGUUGUAACCAUUUCUGUGUUUAUAAAUGCAUUAUCUCUGAGAAUUUUCAUAUUUGAUGUUCUGUUUAUUUUUUUUCCUUUUUUUUCUCCACCCUGUCCUCUGACCAUGACAUUUUUAUUUUCUUUUGCCUUUUUUUUU